Trichomycterus rosablanca is the source of this 1075-nucleotide messenger RNA. RefSeq names its product tetraspanin 12 (gene tspan12). Gene Ontology annotation, cellular component: plasma membrane. Lineage: Eukaryota; Metazoa; Chordata; Actinopteri; Siluriformes; Trichomycteridae. The transcript is spliced from 7 exons. Bases 93 to 977 code for a protein of 294 amino acids. The record is from RefSeq and is a predicted model, not a curated record.
CGAUGUAAUUUCCAGAGGAGUUUUCUGCACUUUCGGACCGUGCGCGCUCCCGGUGACGGGAGUUAGAAUAUGAGGAAUGAGGCGCGUUCACGAUGGCUCGGGAGGACUCUGUGAAGUGCCUGCGCUGCCUGCUGUACGCCAUCAACUUACUGUUUUGGCUUAUGUCUCUGUGUGUGCUGGGAGUGGCUGCUUGGCUUAGGGAUUACUUGAACAAUGUGCUCACCCUAACUGCGGACACCAGGCUGGAGGAAGCAGCGAUCCUCACCUACUCCCCUGCUGUCCACCCGGUUGUCAUUGCUGUUUGCUGUUUUCUAAUUAUCGUGGCCAUGGUGGGUUACUGUGGUACACUGAAAUGCAAUCUGCUGCUUCUCUCCUGGUACUUUGGCAGUCUGCUAGUGAUCUUCUGUGUGGAGCUAGCCAGCGGGGUGUGGACAUAUGAGGAGCCCUCAGUACAGAGGUCAGAUAUGAUCAGUCUGAAGUCACGUAUGCCUAACUAUGGCCUGCAGCGCUACCAGUGGCUAACACAUGCCUGGAACUCCUUUCAGACUGAGUUCAAAUGUUGUGGUGUGAUCUACUUCACCGAUUGGCUUGAGAUGACCGAGAUGGAAUGGCCACCUGACUCCUGCUGCUCCAAUCAGUAUGUGGGCUGUUCUCGGCAUGCUUACUACGGUGACCUGAGCGACCUCUACCAGGAGGGCUGCGGUCCUAAGAUCUACAGUUUCAUUCGAGGCACAAAGCAGCUGCAGGUACUGCGCUUCCUAGGAGUGUCUAUAGGAGUGGCACAGAUCCUGGCCAUGACCUUGACCCUCACAUUGCUGUGGGCUCUCUACUACGACCAUAAACCCCCCGAUCCCUCUCCACCCGAACCCCUCGUUCAGACUCACUGCCCUGCUGAAGAGUCUCAAAAACCUGGUCACACACACCCACGAGUGUCUGACACAUGCACCUGCCAGUUAGAAAUGAAACAGUUCCCUUAGCGAACACUUUGAAGGCCACGACUUGGAGUUAUUUGGAUUACUUUUCUGUACAACCCACUGGUGGCCAAACAUGUAUUUUAGACUGUUCUGUACCUCAG